Messenger RNA from Lepus europaeus (European hare), 3421 nucleotides. It is a transcript of the gene ABCD2, whose product is annotated as ATP binding cassette subfamily D member 2. The transcript has 10 exons. Gene Ontology annotation, biological process: long-chain fatty acid import into peroxisome; peroxisome organization; very long-chain fatty acid catabolic process. Gene Ontology annotation, molecular function: ATP binding; ABC-type transporter activity; ATP hydrolysis activity. The coding region runs from base 1 to 2229 and encodes 742 amino acids. Lineage: Eukaryota; Metazoa; Chordata; Mammalia; Lagomorpha; Leporidae. The record is from RefSeq and is a predicted model, not a curated record. Gene Ontology annotation, cellular component: peroxisomal membrane.
AUGACCCCCAUGCUGAGCGCGGCGGCCGCCCGGGGCAGAUGGCCCCGCUCGAGCGCCGCCCGGAGGGCUGCCUGCCUGCUGGCCGCGGCGUACGCGCUGAAGACGCUGUACCCGCUGCUGGACAGGCGCCUGCGGCCGGCAGCCGCCGCCGCCCGCCGGGCUGCGGCCACCGCGGAGCCGCCGCCGCCGCCGCGCUGCCCCGAGGCCGGGAGCGGCUGCGGACGGCGCUCGCCCGCGCUGGACGCGGAUUUCUUCCGCCAGCUCCUGGCGCUUCGGAAAAUCCUCUUCCCGAGCCUCGUGAGCCCCGAGACGGGGUGGCUGUGCCUGCACUCGGCGGCGCUGGUCUCCAGGACGUUCGUGUCCAUCUACGUGGCCGGCCUGGACGGCAGGAUCGUGAGGAGCAUCGUGCAGAAGCAGCCGCGCGCCUUCGCGGUGCAGCUGGCCAAGUGGCUGAUGAUCGCCAUCCCGGCCACCUUCGUCAACAGCGCCAUCCGCUACCUGGAAUGCAAGCUGGCGCUGGCCUGCAGGACCCGCCUGGUGGACCGCGCCUACCAGACCUACUUCGCCGACCAGACUUACUACAAGGUGGUCCACAUGGACGGCAGGCUGGCCAACCCCGACCAGUCCCUGACCGACGACAUCACCAUGUUCUCGCAGUCCGUGGCCCACCUGUACUCCAACCUGACCAAGCCCAUCCUGGACGUGAUCCUCACGUCCUACACCCUCAUCCGGACCGCCAGGUCCAGAGGGGCCAGCCCCAUCGGGCCCACCGUGCUGGCGGGGCUGGUGGUCUACGCCACGGCCAGGGUGUUAAAGGCCUGCUCGCCCAGGUUUGGCAAACUGGUGGCGGAAGAGGCCCACAGGAAGGGCUACCUGCGCUACGUGCACUCCAGGAUUAUCGCCAACGUGGAGGAAAUUGCCUUUUACAGAGGACACAAGGUUGAAAUGAAGCAACUCCAGAAGAGUUACAGAGCUCUGGUGGACCAGAUGAACCUUAUCUUAUCCAAGCGCCUGUGGUACAUCAUGAUCGAGCAGUUCCUGAUGAAGUAUGUGUGGAGCAGCAGCGGACUCAUUAUGGUGGCUAUACCUAUUAUCACUGCAACUGGCUUUGCAGAUGGUGACCUGGAAGAUGGCCCCAAACAAGCUAUGGUCAGUGAACGGACAGAAGCCUUUACCACUGCACGGAAUCUACUGGCCUCUGGUGCUGAUGCUAUUGAAAGGAUCAUGUCUUCAUACAAAGAGAUCACUGAAUUAGCAGGUUAUACUGCUCGAGUGUACAAUAUGUUUUGGGUCUUUGAUGAAGUAAAAAGAGGCAUUUAUAAGAGAGCCAGUGUCAUUCAAGAACCUGAAAACCAUGGCAGGAAUGGGGUUGACAUAGAGUUACCUCUCAGUGACACACUGGCAAUCAGAGGAAAAGUUAUUGAUGUGGAUCAUGGAAUUAUUUGUGAAAAUGUCCCCAUAAUUACACCAGCUGGAGAAGUGGUGGCUUCAAGGCUAAACUUCAAAGUAGAAGAAGGAAUGCACCUGUUGAUAACUGGUCCCAAUGGUUGUGGGAAGAGCUCUCUCUUCAGAAUUUUGAGUGGACUCUGGCCGGUGUAUGAAGGGGUCCUCUACAAACCCCCUCCUCAGCACAUGUUCUACAUUCCACAGAGGCCGUACAUGUCUCUUGGGAGUCUUCGGGAUCAAGUCAUCUAUCCUGAUUCAGUGGAUGACAUGCAUGAGAAAGGCUAUACAGACCACGAUUUGGAAUGUAUUCUACACAACGUCCACCUCUAUCAUAUAGUUCAGAGAGAAGGAGGGUGGGAUGCUGUGUUGGACUGGAAGGACGUCUUGUCGGGAGGGGAGAAGCAAAGAAUGGGCAUGGCACGCAUGUUCUACCACAAGCCAAAAUAUGCAUUGCUGGAUGAAUGUACCAGUGCUGUCAGCAUUGACGUGGAAGGGAAGAUAUUUCAGGCUGCGAAAGGGGCUGGAAUCUCCUUACUGUCUAUCACACACAGGCCUUCUCUCUGGAAAUACCACACUCACUUAUUACAGUUUGACGGUCAAGGAGGCUGGCGCUUUGAACAGCUGGACACUGCUAUCCGUUUGACGUUGAGUGAAGAAAAACAAAAGCUGGAAUCUCAGCUCGCCGGAAUUCCCAAAAUGCAGCAGAGACUCAAUGAACUGUGCAAACUUCUCGGGGAAGACUCAGCUCUGAAGACAAUGAGAUACGCAAAGGAGAGCUCCUAGUUUGUUUUUAAAGGUAAAUUUUAGGUGAAGACUCAGAGACACGGCCCCAGUGCAUGCCGUCUGCUAAGCUAAGCACAGAGAAAGGAAGACAGCAGGAAACGUUUGACAAGAUUUCACAUCAAGGAAGUACCCGAUCUGACUUUUCAGAAGAAAAUAAACAGAUACAUUAUGUAAGAUUAGUCAUUAUGGCUUAUGCUAAUUCCUAAUGAAAACCAAGUUCACCUGUGAAACAGGAUUUUCUAGGUGAAUUCGUGAUGAAUACCAGAUUUACUGUGCAUAAUUGAUGUGUCUGAAGCACUUAACCAGUGUGGGAGUCGUCUGAGAAAAGAAACCACUUGGGUUGAUAGCAGGUGCAUACCCUGAGAACUCUGGGCGAUGUUUAGCCCAUGGAUGCUUGACAUUAGGUUUCAUAGCUCAAAUUCAUGCUCCUCAUUGCUAGAGCCCACUGAAAAAUAAAACCGUGUAUAAAGUAGCUGGCAGUUUGAUAAAUCACUUCAAUAUUUUUAAACAAUUCUUUGAAUGGCAAUGGUUGAAAGAAAAAAGCGUAGCUAUGCAUGAAUGAACUGCCAUGUUUUUAAGUUUUAGGCUGUGAACAUCUUAUUGCAGGCACAUAAGUUAAUUUUAAUGACAAUCUUACCUACUUGUUAAUAAAUCCUCUCAUUUUAAGAGUUGCCAACAUAGGAAAGGGGCAUCCUAAUCACUUUCAUCUCAACCUGUUUUUUAUUUUGCUUGGCAGCAUUAUCUAUUGCAAUUUCUGUCCGAAAUACUCAGCCAAAUUUUAUGUCCCAGAAAGUCCACAUUUUAAAAAUUGCACACUUGCAGUACCAUAACAUGGUGAGGUAUCCAAAAGUUCCUGGAAAAUGGGAUUAAAAGAUAAUGCAAUUAAAAGAUAAUGCACAUUUUCCAUGAGAUUUUUGAAGACCUCUGAUAGAAUAUAGAGAUUCUGAAAAUCACAAUAAGAACAGCAUACACUGAAAUAAUACUUUGCAGUUUACAAUGCCCAUGUAUUUCAUGUCAUGAUAUUCCUUGUGGUGAUCUUUUGAGACAUGUUGGUUCUCCUACUUUGCUUUUGAGAAAACUAAACUCAGAUUUGCCCGAACCAUGCAGUCUAGGUAGGGAGAAUUCCAUGGGUCACACAAAGUUCUCCUGAGUCCCAGCUGAGUAAUGUUUCCAUUGUUACCCCUGAAAUCUA